CAUUAACGUUAGUGGUGCUUUUCUUUUUUCAUUGGGCAUUAAUAACAAAUCGUCCAAAAUCAAGUUAUUCAAAAGCAUGGGUACCAUUAGAUUCUGAUCAAGAUCUGCCAAGUAUAGUUUUUGGCCCGAACGAAACAAAUUUUAUCAAAGAACCGGACAGAGCAAAUGCAUGUUUUGUAAUUUUGAUUAGAAACAGUGAUUUACAUAACUUUAGAGCGUCUAUGAGACAACUUGAAGAUAGAUUUAAUCAUAAAUAUAAUUAUCCAUAUGUAUUUUUAAACGAUGUUCCAUUUACGGAAGAAUUCAAGAAAUAUACGAGCGCCUUAACCAAAGCAAAAACCGAAUAUGGUAUAAUUCCGCCCGAACACUGGAGUGUUCCGGAUCAUAUAAAUAUGGAGACUGUAAAGACAAAUAUGGAAAAAAUGAGUAAAGAUGGUGUCAUAUAUGGUGGUAGUUUACCUUAUCCUUUUACCGUUUCGUUAUAUGAAUAUCCGGCAACGAUACCUACACUCUGGGAUGCUGUUAAAGAAUUUGCUAUAUCUUAUCCAGACUUAAUUGAAAAAGAAAAUUUAAUGGAAUUUAUAUCAAACGAUAAUGGAAAAACAUACAAUUUAUGUCACUUUUGGUCAAACUUUGAGAUCGGUGAUUUGAAUUUAUGGAGAAGUGAGGCAUAUAGAAAAUUUUUUGAUUUUCUUGAUAAGAAAGGAGGAUUUUUUUACGAACGCUGGGGGGAUGCACCAGUCCAUUCAAUAGCUGCAGCACUUUUCUUAAAGAGACACGAAGUACAUUUUUUCAAUGAAAUUGGAUACAAACAUGAACCUUUUAUGCAUUGUCCUAAAGAAGAAGAACUACAAGUAAAAUGUCACUGCGACCCUGGCAACAGUUUUGAUUUUCAUGGAUACAGUUGUACUGGAAAGUGA
Molecule: messenger RNA, 920 nt
Organism: Cetraspora pellucida
Lineage: Eukaryota; Fungi; Glomeromycota; Glomeromycetes; Diversisporales; Gigasporaceae
Source: the annotation of a GenBank genome assembly